Molecule: messenger RNA, 946 nt
Organism: Prunus avium (sweet cherry)
Lineage: Eukaryota; Viridiplantae; Streptophyta; Magnoliopsida; Rosales; Rosaceae
Product: B3 domain-containing protein At2g33720-like
Molecular function (GO): DNA binding
Source: RefSeq, a predicted model, not a curated record
CAAAAACCCAUCUCUCCGUUUCUCCCCAACAACUAGAAUUCAUCAUUUGAUUGUUCUGUAGUUUGAUUUUCUUCUAUUAAUUUCAACAUUAACAAUGGAGGAAGAAAAUGAGCUCUCAGCACUCCUCGCCCUAAACCCUGGUCGUGCUAGUAGCAGUGCAAAUCCUUGUCCACUACCAGGCCAAGUUUCCACCGCCAUCACUUUGUGUGAUCCAACUUGGACUUACAACACAAACCAGAGAAAAGCAGAGGAAUUCGACCCUGCUCCUUUCAGAUUUUCCGCAUUCCCUCCUAAUCCGAAACACGAGAAAAUAUCAAGUACGAAUAAUAUGAACAAGGAAUUAAAGAAGAAGAAAAGAAACCAAGUAGUGCCGGAAACUACGCUGAGUCCACAGCCUCAGGAUCACGGGCCUUGGAAAAUCAGGAAGAAGCUGACAGUAAGCGACCUUAGAAGCUGCUCAAGGCUACUAAUGCCGAAAAAACAGGUCAUCGACCAUGUUUUGCAUUACUUGGAUGACACGUUUGCUGAAAGAGUUAAGAGUGGAGAGGGCAUAGAAGUUAUAGUUGAAGACUGCGAUACAAACACCAGGCAUCACUUGACUUUCAAGCUUUGGGGGUCGGCCGAGUGUUACAUUCUCAAUGGAGAUUGGAGACUAGAGUUUGUGCAUAGGAGAGGCUUGGAGGAGAAGGAUAAAAUUGGGCUUUAUUGGGAUACCUCCAAAUCCAUGUUCAUGUUUUCUGUUCUUGAAAGGGCAAGGCAAUCCCAGUUACCUGCUUGAUCAAUUUAGUGUGUCUAGAUUGUUGAGUUUGAUUGAGAUUUCAUGAUUAAUUUCCUGAAUUUGCAAUUGUGAUCAGAAUUGUAACUAGCUAGAUAGUUUAGUUACCUUAUUAAUUCCUCAGUUUGACACAUUUGUUGUAAUAGACUUGUUUAAGUACAAGUGAUUGUC